Drosophila erecta is the source of this 3462-nucleotide messenger RNA. It is a transcript of the gene HP5, whose product is annotated as serine/arginine repetitive matrix protein 1. Lineage: Eukaryota; Metazoa; Arthropoda; Insecta; Diptera; Drosophilidae. The record is from RefSeq and is a predicted model, not a curated record. The coding region runs from base 291 to 2960 and encodes 889 amino acids. The transcript has 4 exons.
UAACCCAAAAAAUGCGCCGCGGCGGAUGUGUAUUUUCGCGGUAUCUGCUCACGGUCACACCGGGUGGAUGGCGUCUUUAAGAGUGUGUAAAAGUUACCAGAAAAGUUACCUGAAUGCAAACGCGGUUUUUGAAGCUGCAUCUGCUGAUUAGGUGGACGAACCGAGUGCUCCUCGCUCCACAAAUUGGGCCAAAAUACAGCUCCAAUCGCACAUAAGCCGUGCGCCAAACUUGCGCUCUUUGCCAAUUUUCUUUUUCGUGGGAAAAUCGCAACGGGCUGCAUCCUGCGAUAAUGGAUAUUUUUGAUAUAGUCAAAGCGGCACCGCCGCCGCAAACCAUUAAUCUGGUGAGCCCCAAGUUCUCCACUCCGUCGCCGAUACCGCCCGAUUCGCCAAUCGACACAAGUGACCUCCUGGAGCGUGGAAACCAAUCGAUCGAGGAUGACUUGCACAAGAAGACAGCGAUUCAAGAUGGGUCGACAUAUCAAAUCAGCGAGCGAAAAUCAGAGGACAUCUGUGAAGUCACAGACCCAGCAAUACUAAAAAAUCUAAACACGCCGAGAAAAUCGAAGAAAAUCGAGCACGCCGAGGAUUCCAGCAUAGAUUUGGUGGAUUCGGAGAAAUCAGAUGAGGAUCUCGGCGAGUACCCGACCAAGGAGAGGCGUAAGAGCGUGGACACCUCGAAACCGAACCAAACCAAGAAAUCCAAGGCAGCCAACUUAACUGCAUCGACGUCGCGCAGAAAGAGGCCAACAGAGUCUAGGGAAGACGACGGGGCCACCGAAGAGGACCAGCAAUUGGUGCUGAUCAGUCCCACCAAGACGAAGGCUCAGCAGAAGAUGUUCAGCGAUCAGCGGUCGCCGAACCUCAAUAGGAAGUUGCGGGUACUAAUGCGUCGCCUGAGGCAGCCGGAUAUUGAUUCGGCCGUCGAAUCGCUGGCCAAUUCAUCAUUUUACAAUGUGAUCGAGAACAUUAAAAAGAGCGGUGUUAGGGGCCGUGGCAGACCCAGAAAGAGGAAUUCGUCACCCGUGAAACAAAACUCAUCACCAGCACAGACCAAUUUCCACAUCAAAGUUCCUCUGCAGAAUGGCACCAAGAAGCGGGCUCUAAAUGAUGCCUCGCGCACGCAUACACCGCCUCCCAGUUUAGCCAAGAGGGCUGCGAUCGCACAGUCCACACCAAAGCCAAGUCCCAAGCCCAAGAUGAAGUCGAGGAGAACAUCAAGUCGCGGACGCAAAACCGAUCCGGCUUUGGUUGAGCGUUAUGGUGCGCGUUUUUUUGCCUGCGUGGUGAAGGUCAAGAGAACGCCCCUACCCACCAAGUGGCCGGAUUGCAGUCCGCGUCCCACUGGCGGGGUCAGGAAGGGGCAUCCCAAGAAAGCGGUUUCCUUCAGCGAGGCCGUCGAGAUUCUGGGCAGCCCGGGAGGCUCCUCACGCCGGGCGACUUUUGGUUCGGUAUCAUCGAAAGGGAAUCCGAAACCAACACGCCUGCAGCGUGUGGAUGCCACUGGCAAUGUGCUGGAGGACAUAACACUGACCUCCACGCCGCUCAUCUCGCCAUCCACUGGCACAUCGACGUCUGGUAGAUCCCGCGAGCGGGGAAGGCGCCGCACAUGCAACGGCUCACCUAUAGGCGAACGUCUGAAGCGCUCCAACCAGCGUCUGCCGCUCUCGAGGAUGGCCCGCCUGAUCAUAGAUGACAGCUCUAAGUCAGGUGGGGAUGAUGAGGAUGAUGAGUAUAUCGUGCCCAACGAUUUGCCGGGAACGCAGAGAGCUGGAACGCCUCCUCCCAAAAAAAAGAAGAUAUCCUUCACUACGACCAUCAGUGAUGAUGAGGACGAAAUGCCACUCCUAAAAAAGCAGAAGGAUGCACAAAGAAAGCAUCCAAAACCACUCAAAGAAAGCUCAAACAGAAAGUCGGACAAGGUGCUCAAGGAGCAGAAGUCGACUGACAAAACGCGCACGGAAAAUGAGAUAAAAACGGAAAACUCAAAUGAGAUUGUUCAGGAAAAACUUCCUCCGCCUACAGUGGAAAUUGAAUCUGUCGAUAAAGAGGAAAUCAAACCACCAGCGGAGGAAAUCCAAUCAACAGAGCGAGAGAGAGACGCACACGAAGCUGAAACAAGUGAAGUAGAAAGAGAUAGAGAAGAAAGAUUUGAGGAUGCAGCAGAGAAAAAUCCGGAUGAGGCAUCUCAGCACAAGGCGGAGGAACAAGUUGUAACUGUGCAAGAGCUAAAAGAAGCGGACAAUUCGGAGACAAAGUCGGAAGUUGCUCAAGCUGAAGCUCUGCAAGACGAGAACGUGGAAAAUGUGGAGGAAAAUGCGGCUGAAACCACUGAAAGCCUCAACAAGUCUCCAGAAAAACCAACGAACGAAGACAGGGUUGAGAAAGUGGAGGAGGAGGUCGAGCAGGCUGGGCAGCUCAGUGACUUGCCGACCCCAACACAGCUCCCUUCCACAACUAACGAUAACCAAGAUGACGUUUUGGAGAUCCAGACGUCGUUGGAUGAUGUCCGUCAAUUGCAUACGCCACCAUCCCGCCUCAGUACGCCCAAGCCACGCAGCCGCCUCGAUUCCGGUGACUCCGAUUGCAGCUUUAAGUCCGCCAGCGAUCAUGGCAAGCAGCUAGCUGGACAACCAAUAGGGGCAACUGCGCAUGAAGAACGCGAACCAGCGGAAGACGAGAAUCGACAACCGGCAACUACCAUCAUCGACGACCCCAUCGAUUCAGCCGAACUUCCUGCCGAGCUUAUGACCCCGCCCGCGGUGCCCAGUACAGUGAAUGGUGAUCCCACCAGCGGCUCUAGUGCAACGGCGCCGUAUUUCUCGCCCAUGGAGUCCAUGGCCACGCUGGAUGACGAGGUCUUGGGCCAGCUAGUCGAACCCGACUUUCAGUUGAACUCCAGCCGCCAUGCCAUCUCCAGGGGUACACUAGACGAAAUAAUGACCGCGUUAGAAUCCUAGGCAGCGGGCAGCUUGCGCACCAAGUAAAGAUACAUCCAAAUGUGUGCAUACACAGACAUAGCUACAAACACACACAGGUUUUAAGGGACCGAUUAAUUUUUACAUUACACUGAAAUUACGAUUAGUUCUUUCCAAGAUCAAGAAUAGACAUACGUUUAUUUUUAAAGACAUAUUCAUUUUGUAGCCAAAUUUACGCUACGCUCCCAAGUAUUUUUGGAACAGAAAACAAAUGGUGCAAACUUAAAUAUUUUGCAUAUUUUAUCGUAUGAUUGCUGAUCUAGUCAGCUGACGGAGACAAAAGUCAACACCAACUCACUCACUCAAUUAGCAAGGAUCGAAGGAAAAUUAGGAUUAAAUCAGAAAUCAAUUUUCAAUGUUUAAGCUACUUAAACAGAUCCUUAUGUUAAUUGUACCUUAAAUAAUACGUAUUGUUCAUUUGACCUUUUUUUUAACAACAUAGAUUUGAUAUAAAUAAAGUUGCGCUCAUGCACACAUAUAUAUA